Molecule: messenger RNA, 855 nt
Organism: Leptosia nina
Lineage: Eukaryota; Metazoa; Arthropoda; Insecta; Lepidoptera; Pieridae
Source: the annotation of a GenBank genome assembly
AUGUUACUUCUGCUUGUAGGUCUUUCGACUUUAGCUCUGACGUCUCGCUUCGACCUCCUCCCUCGAAUAGCUGGAGGGGAGAAAGCAGAUUAUACCCCCUGGAUAGCCAUAUUGUCCUAUGGUGACGUGCUAACCAAGUUCCAAUGUGGUGGUUCCGUCCUGACUGAGAGGCAUAUAUUGACGGCUGCCCAUUGUGUGAGUGCUGCGUACAUAAAUGGGAAGUUAAGUAGCUCAUAUAUGGCGACUGUGGGUACAAAUGUAAUUAACGGUAGUGGUCAAAACUACAGCAUCAUAGCGAACUACACUCACCCAAAUUAUAGGAUGGAAUAUGUGAAAAAUGAUUUAGGAAUUGUAGUUACAAAUGCAAGCAUUAUUUUUUCGCCUCUAGUGGAAAGAGUUACAUUGAAUUUUAAUCACAUCGCUGAUGGGGUAAAUGUCGUUAUCUAUGGCUGGGGCAGUGCUGGGCUUAGUGAACCAUUAAAUCCGGAAUUGGAAGAGCUAGAAAUAGUAACAGUUAACUCAACGUAUUGCUUAGAAGAAACAAAACGAAUAGCAAUGAAGUACUUUGGAUUCAUCCCCCCUUUUAUUGACCCAGAUAAAGAGCUGUGUGCGUAUAAGGAGGUUGGCAGUGGAACUUGUAAAGGUGAUUCUGGCAGUCCUCUCGUAUGUGCAGCCACCAACGAACAAGUUGGUAUCACAUCCUGGGGAAUCCCCUGCGCACUAGGUGCUCCCGACAUGUUCACAAGACUCAGUAAUUAUAAGGAGUGGAUUUUGAAGGUGGUAGACGAUAUGGGAUAUUUGGAUAAAUUAAAAUACACUAUGCAUGAAUGUACUAAUAAUAAAACUGUCUAUUGA